CAACCAUUACAACCAAAACUCAGUCGGGGUCUUAUUCCUCCUGUUAAUUCCCUGCUUGAACGCAACUCAUCACUCCACUCGCUUCUGGUCCAAGUUCUCCGGUAAUCAGCCGGUGACGAGCUUCACCUGCCUGGAACCCGUUCGGAAGCUCCUUCAGACUUUACCGUGAAGCUGUUGUUCUUUUUGAGGGGGGGUGGGUCGGGAUGCCUCGAGUGCGGCCUAUUUACUCCGACUUCUUCUUCAGUCCUCUCACUGAAGAUGUGGAGGAACUGCUUGCUCGUUACCAGCAGACGGACUCCGUCCGGUACGAGGUCUUCUCAGCCGUAUGGAGGGAGAUGGUCUUCUCGGAUGUGUUCAGGGGCAUCGUGAACGUGGCGGAAAUGAAGCGGUUCUCCCGAGUGGCGCUGGCCACGGCCGUGAAGUACUUCCUUCCCCCGUACAGCUACCAGAUCCGAGUGGGAGGCCUGUACCUGAUGUUUGCUCUGUACCACACGCAACCAGCAAGUCCACCUGUGAAGAUCCGGCUGGCUGUGAGGGAUUGGCCCGUGGUGGAGAAGUUUGUCAAGGACUCUGGGGAUUCUGGCCACCAAGAUGUUGUGUACGUUUUCCGAAAGCUUGUGUUCGACAAGGCCAUCCACUAUGCCGCCAUGCCACAUUUUCUCACCUUCCACAAGCAGAAGAAGGUAAAGAAGGAGCCUAUGUGCGCCGGGUUCCUCGGGAGGACCACGGCCGUCCAGGAGUUCUCCUCCACAGAAGUGCUGGAGGAGAUGACCAACAUCCAGGGCCAGUACGAGAUGCUGAAGGAGGCCACGGUGGAGGUCAGCUGCAAGGUCACCAUGACCCAGCCGGACUUCACGGCCCGCCUCCGAGACUGCAUGUUGGAGUUCAUGACUUGGCAGCAGAAGACUUUCUCCAAGGUCAAAAAAGAGAACUCCAGUGAUGAUGAGGAGGAGGAGGACGAGAAGAAGCAGCAGGCGGAGUACAGCAGCAGUAGGGCGCAGCUCCUGUCCUCCAUUAAGCAGAAGAGCUACAGCAACUUCCAGGAGACGUCCAAGGCCAGGGGCCACCGGCGGGCCGAGACGGCGGAGUCCUCCUGCUCGGGGGCCGAGCAGGUCCGGGAGGCCGCGGCCCAGCGGCGCAGGAGGCCCCCGUCGCUGAGGGCCCGCACCAGGAAGAGCCUCGGGGUGACCCGGGACCAGUGCCAGCUCAAGGCCUGGCUCCUCAGUGUCCCUGAGACGCGGGAGAGGUCGCCGGUGAGGUGGUACAACCAGGCAGCGGCGUCCUUCAAGCCGUGAUUUGGUUGGUGCUGACCUGGCGCUUUGCACUAUGCCGAGCAGCUCCUGGCUUCAGGUUCAUAUUUGUUGUCGUCCAAUGGCCUCAUCACGCACUUGUUGCUAAGGUUUAGUUUGUUGUUGAAAACAACCAUUUUACGUUUUGAACACUUCAGUUGUUUUUUGGUGAACUGGAACUCUUAACUUAUUAAUAAAAGCAUUCCAUAGUUUCCUCACCUUGUUUUUAAUCCUGUCUUUGAGAAUUUGGCUUAAAAAAAAAGAAUCUGUUGUGCAACCAAGUAAGUAUUUAGUGAAUAAAUCAAGAGAGACUUAUUCAUUUUCUCAAAGACUUCUGUAGGACCAGAGGAGUUGCCCCCUGGUUGACAGUAGAGAGAAUACAGCUUUAAGUCACUUUAGAGCUGCAAGUUGCUUCCUGGUCUCGACCGAGCCGACGCGGCUGAGCGAGUCCAGAUGGAGUAAAAAAAAAAUUAAAAAAAACAUCUGCAGCUGUGUCUCAAUUCGUGGGCUGCAUCCUUCUGGGGACCUGGGCUGUGUCCUCCAACAACCGCAAAGGCUGACUGAUCACAUGUCCAAUAUUUCUUUUCCCUAUCGCUCCAUUGUCAGCAUAUAACAG
Messenger RNA from Pungitius pungitius (ninespine stickleback), 1905 nucleotides. RefSeq names its product snRNA-activating protein complex subunit 1-like. Gene Ontology annotation, molecular function: sequence-specific DNA binding. The transcript has a single exon. Gene Ontology annotation, biological process: snRNA transcription by RNA polymerase III; snRNA transcription by RNA polymerase II. Gene Ontology annotation, cellular component: snRNA-activating protein complex. The record is from RefSeq and is a predicted model, not a curated record. The coding region runs from base 204 to 1295 and encodes 363 amino acids. NCBI's taxonomy places the organism in Eukaryota, Metazoa, Chordata, Actinopteri, Perciformes, Gasterosteidae.